This is a messenger RNA of Dermochelys coriacea (leatherback sea turtle), 876 nucleotides long. RefSeq names its product protein phosphatase 1 regulatory subunit 3E (gene PPP1R3E). Gene Ontology annotation, molecular function: glycogen binding; protein phosphatase 1 binding. The record is from RefSeq and is a predicted model, not a curated record. The coding region runs from base 1 to 876 and encodes 291 amino acids. The transcript has 2 exons. Lineage: Eukaryota; Metazoa; Chordata; Testudines; Dermochelyidae. Gene Ontology annotation, biological process: regulation of glycogen biosynthetic process. Gene Ontology annotation, cellular component: protein phosphatase type 1 complex.
AUGGCACGCGCUCCCCCGCCCCCCAGCGACAUCCCGCGGAACCUGAGCUACAUUGCGGGGCUGUACGAACGGGCGUACUACCGCACGGUCCGGCCCAGCCUGGGUGACGACUCCGACUCCGAGGCUGAGGGGCGAACCCGGGGGGCCCGGCCAAGGGGACGCCAGAGCCACACGGGUGCCAGGGGUGAACGCCGGCGCCGCAGGGCCCGAUCUGCCCCGGCUGGGGGCCCCGGUGGAGGAUCCCGCAGCUGCAGCCCCGGCUCCCGCAAGCGUGUGCGCUUCGCCGAUGCCCUGGGGCUGGAGCUGGCCAGCGUGAGGCGCUACUGGCCGGCCGAGCUGCCCCAGGUCCCUGAGCGCGUCCACACCCAGCUCCGGCGCGACGCCCUGCGCCACUUUGCCCCGCUGCGCCCCUUCCAGGACCCCCAGGACCCGCUGGCGGGGCGCCUGCUGCUGGCACCAUGUUUCUGGGACCCGCUGGGGCUGCCGGACUUCGGGGCACGGCUGGGGGCACAGGGCGUGUGUCUGGAGGGGGUGCGGGCCAGGGGGCUGGGGGUGGCGGGGACCCUGCGGGUUCUCAACCUGGCCUAUGAGAAGCGGGUCAGCGUCCGCUACAGCUGGGACGGCUGGGCCAGCUACCGGGAGGCCCCCGCUGCCUACGUCGGGCCCUCCACUGGCCCCCCCUCCGACCGCUUCGCUUUCUGCCUGCCCCUGCCCCCUGGGGGCACCCUGGAGUUCGCCCUGCGCUGCCACGUGGGGGGCCAGGAGCUGUGGGACAACAACGCAGGGCAGAACUACAUCCUGCGGGGUGGGGGGCAGGCCGAGGGGCCCCCCAGUCCCCCGCAGGAUGGAGACGGGGGCUGGAUCCACUUCCUGUAG